UCUUGCAGUACUUUCAGCUGAAUGGGUGUCUUCUGAGAUAUAGUUGGUCAAAUGGACAGAAUACAACUCAUACACUUAGCAAUUACACUGUUCUGAUGAUGUUUACAGCGGUGUGGCUGAAAUAUGUUUCUCUGGGGGUGCUGGUACUGCAGAACACCUUAUUGGUGCUGACCAUGCGUUAUUCGCGGACUCUGCAUUCAGAGGGGCCGCGCUACCUGCCGUCUUCUGCCGUUGUGUCUGCUGAAGUUCUGAAGAUUUUUACAUGCAUACUGCUCGUCUUCAAAGAUCACAGUUUCAGUGUCUGUGGCUUGAAUCAGGUGCUGAAGGAGGAAAUAGUGAACAUGCCUCAUCUGACACUAAAGUUGGCAAUCCCUUCAGGCAUCUACACCCUGCAGAACAACCUGCUUUACGUGGCCCUGUCAAAUCUAGAUGCAGUCACUUAUCAGGUUACAUAUCAGCUGAAAAUUCUCACUACAGCCCUGUUCUCUGUGUCCAUGUUGGGUAAAAGACUCAGCAUUUACCAGUGGCUCUCCCUAGUCAUUCUGAUGACUGGCAUUGCACUUGUCCAGUGGCCAACUGACACUUCAUCAGGCACCCAGCAGAAGGAUGUGACUGCAAGCUCUCAUUUUAUGGGGCUGCUGGCUGUGCUGGUGGCCUGCUUCUCCAGUGGAUUUGCUGGCAUCUAUUUCGAAAAGAUCCUCAAAGAGACCACACAGAGUGUUUGGAUCCGUAACAUCCAGCUAGGUAUAUUUGGACUCAUGUUUGGGCUUGUAGGAGUGUGCGUGUAUGAUGGUGAAAGGGUGUGGCAGAAUGGACUCUUUCAAGGGUACAAUACUCUAACGUGGAUGGUGGUGGCUCUUCAGGCUUUGGGUGGGUUGGUCAUUGCAGCUGUGAUCAAGUAUUCAGAUAACAUCCUGAAAGGCUUUGCCACAUCCAUGUCAGUCAUUCUUUCCACCAUGAUUUCCUAUUUCUGGUUGCAGGAUUUUGACCCUUCCAGUGUGUUCUUCCUGGGUGCUCUGCUGGUUAUCAGUGCUACGUUUCUUUAUGGUUACGAGAGAACACCUGCAAUCAACCCUAGUGAAGAAUAGAAGAUGAGAUGGUAAAUAAUCCAAAACAGAGUGUCUGUUAAGAUGCUCACUUUCAGGUGCAGUCCAGGACAAGAGAACAAGUGGAGACUAUAAGGAUGCUAUUGGAAUAUAGCAAAUGAACCAGGUGUUUAAGGAGCAGAAUUGAGGACUACAUCCAACUAAAACUUGGUCUUCUAUGUCCUCUGUUGUUUUCAACACAUGAACCUUUAUUUGUUAUGCUACAUGGGUCCAAUAUUAAAUGUUUUAUUAUUGUAUAGCUCUAAUAUCAGAGACCGCCACUUCUUUAAAAUAGAGAUGGCAGAGAGCACUUAUCUUACUGUCAAUUGAGGGCAUUUAAAGACAAAAAAAAAAUUUUUUUUUGGCAUAAAAUAAAGUAGUUUCUGUGGCAGAGCCUCAUGAACACAACAAAUGUUACAGUCUGCAUAUUUAUUUUGUUUGCCAUUAUACUGAUAUAUUCUAAAUGGAUUGUUUAUGUACCUUUUGAGAAGCCAAUAAAACAAGACAGCCAAAAGCUGUAAUUUUUAAAUUGUGAAUUUUAAAUUGUGAAGUUUAAUCUAAUAUCAAGAGAGCAAUGGCUGCGUUUUGAUUGGUGGAGUAAUCACACCAAGUGGCAUUGUGGAAAAUGCAGAAUUGGUGCUAAAAGGAAUAUUCCGUUUUCAAUACAAGUUGAGCUCAAUCGACAGCAUUUGUGGCAUAAUGCUGAUUACCACAAAAAAUAAUUUCGACUCGUCCCUCCUUUUCUUUAAAAAAAAAAAGCAAAAAUCUGGGUUCCAGUGAGGAACUUACAAUGGAAGUGAAUGGGGCCAAUUUUUAGAGGGUUUAAACAGAAAUGUGAAGCUUAUAAUUUUAUAAAAGCACUUACUUUAAUUCUUCUGUUAAAACACAUGUAUUAUUUGAGCCAUACAUUUGUUUAAAUUGUCAUUUUAACAGUCAUUUUAGAGUUUUAGGGUUUGUUGACAUUACAUCACCAUGGCAACGAAGUUGUAAAAUUGUAUAUAACUUUACACAGAAAAGGUUAGUAAGUGAUUUUAUCACACUAAAAUCAUGUUAACACACAUAUUGUUUGUCUUGUGGCAAUACUUUUGAAACUGUGAGUAUUUUAACGUUUACAGAUUGGCACCCAUUCACUUCCAUUCUAAAAUGUUUGUGGUAAUCAGUAUUAUGCCACACAUGCUGUUGACUGAGCUUAACUUGUAUUGAACCCAGAAUUUUAUCAUACUAGACUCUAAGCAUGCAAAAAUUACUCCAGUGUUAUGCCAUUUUCAGUUUCCCCAUGAAAUUCUGUACGCUUGGACCCCAAAACGAUUUAAUUGGCUGAAAGAAGUUGUUUUGGGCAGUCUCUGCAGUGCCUGAUCCUACAAUAUUGCUUGAAGAUUUAUGUUGUCUUAAGAAUGGAAAUACAUAAAUUAAUGUCAUGUAAGCUAUCUAUUACAUGUUACAUGACAUAAUCAAAGAAGAAAUGGGCAAAUGAAAGUUUAUCUUUUGUGUUUUCACUGAUUAGCAUGCUAAGCUAACAUUUUCAGCACAUGUACUUCACAUAAUGAUAUUAAAAUGUUCAAAUUAGUGCUGGUAGAUAUGGUACUGUAUUUACUGGUUGUAUUUACGUCAUGCAUAGUCUAGUAUGUCAGCAUCUUAAAAGAUCAGACUGCAGCAAAAUGCUCAGUGCACUUUUAUUAGUACCUCUUCUUGGGAUUCCAAUGGAAAUAUAUUUUGCAUCAGUUUGUUUUAUAUAUAUAAAAACAAAACUAAUAAAAAAAUACUUGCAU
This is a messenger RNA of Myxocyprinus asiaticus (Chinese sucker), 2854 nucleotides long. Its product is annotated as UDP-N-acetylglucosamine transporter-like. NCBI's taxonomy places the organism in Eukaryota, Metazoa, Chordata, Actinopteri, Cypriniformes, Catostomidae. The record is from RefSeq and is a predicted model, not a curated record. The coding region runs from base 96 to 1088 and encodes 330 amino acids. Gene Ontology annotation, biological process: pyrimidine nucleotide-sugar transmembrane transport. Gene Ontology annotation, molecular function: UDP-galactose transmembrane transporter activity. Gene Ontology annotation, cellular component: Golgi membrane. The transcript has 8 exons.